This is a messenger RNA of Agelaius phoeniceus (red-winged blackbird), 2165 nucleotides long. NCBI's taxonomy places the organism in Eukaryota, Metazoa, Chordata, Aves, Passeriformes, Icteridae. The record is from RefSeq and is a predicted model, not a curated record.
GCUCCCCCGCCGCCAUCUUGUGCCCGCCUGAGGGGCCUGGAGGAAGCAGUGAGGGGGAAUUAUUUCGCUUUUUUCCCCUGCGACAUGGAUGUGGUGCCACCGGAGAGCUCCCAAAGCACGAGAGAAGGGGAUCCUUCCCCUCGGAAAAACCGUGUUGAAAACGAAAGAGAUGCUGCAAAAAGAUGGGCUGAGAAAUGGGGAUUUUUGAAAACACCUCUUGAAGAGUUGCUUGGACCUGAAAAGAAAGAAGCUGCAAAGCCCAAGCUCCAGCUUCCAGAUCACCUGCAGGUUCGACCUGUGACACCUGUGGAAAAAUACAUUAAGGUGCUUCCAUCUCCUCCAGUACCUAAAACGACCCAGGGAUUUAUUGGCUGGAGAUCAGGGGUUCCAGCACUGGCUCUUGAGCACGAUUAUCAAGUCCAAAGCUGCAAAGGAUCUGUCUGUAGAAUGAAGUGACCAUAGGAGUCUUCUAAGUGACAUUAUGAAAUAAAGAGGCACAAAGAUUCAUCUGCAUUGCUAAGGAAAUAUCCUGGAGUGGACUGUGUGACUGUUGUGCAUUUCUGCUCUUUGUAAAAAUCCACAAUCAUUUUGGUAAAGGGUGACCAUUUUCAUUUCACUUCAUUGAAUCUAUGGCAUCCAGGCUGCUAACUCUGCUUCAGAGCUUCUCCUUGUAGCUUAGAAAUAACAAUGAAUAAACUCAGGUAGAGAUCACAGAGCACAUACUAUUUUUAUUAUCACUAAUAAGACUAUAAUUUAAAAAUAUUCAUUGGAAAUCGGAAUGACAGUGCAAAUUUUUAUAAUUGUUUCUCCAUGAAAACCUCUACUCAUAAAAUACUCAUAAAAUACACUGGGUUUUGUGUUGGGUGUGCCUUGCAGGUAUUUUGUGCAGUUACACACAUAAAUGAAUAGUUCCUAGUACAGAAAUAAAGUACAGAAGGGCCACAGUGACCAAGAGUCACUUUGAAAAAUCAGUUUUGCUGUCAAAACAGGGCUUUUCCAUUAGUUGAUCAGUAUGCAAAUGGGUCACAAAGGAUUUCUAUUGCUUCAGUUGUGUGUCUAGCAGUAUUUGCACCAGCCAGGGAAAGCUGCUCAGAGGCAGCAGAGCUCUGGGGUUACUGGAGGGGCUCCCUCAGUGCCCUGGGUUCACUCCUGCUCCUCACUGUGCCCCUGAGGGUUUGCCAGGAUUUCUGGAGACCCAGGAGGAGACUGAGCUGCAGCAAAUUUUUUGCUGUUUGCACAGUGUAAUUCUAACUGGCCAAGGUGUUCACACCAGAAGGUUGUUAAAGCAAAAAGAGCCUCCAGGAAAUCAACACAGGCAGCUCCCUCUAACUCCUUAUCACUUAGAGGAGAAAGGUUUUCCUCUUGAACCCUGCUGCAGGAUCUCCUUUGUGUUCUGCAGCCAUCAAUAUCUCCUGCUUGAGUCAGCACUAAGUCCUUGGCCUUCACAGCAGUAAGGCAGCAGCCAGAGUUUGUUCUUCCCUUCUUCCCAAGAAAUGACUCACAAUGAUCAACAUCCCACCUUUUUUUUUUUUUUUUACAUCCAUUUCCAAAUGCCCACAAAAUAAUAAUAUUUUACUUUUUUCCAUACUCUUUACAAAUAAUGGAGAAGUGAGUCAUAUCCUUUGGAAAGAUUACCCAAGAAGGAGAACACAUAGCAGAAGUAACUUCAGACACUUUAUUUAAAAACCAGAAUAAAGAAUAACUUGGAAUCAGACUCUGGAAAUUGAAGUUAAAUUGUAGUUUAGCUACUAACCAUAACCUGUGUACACUGUUCUUUGGACAACCAAGACAAUUGUAAGAAAAAUAUUUAAAUUCAAUGUGCUUUCUUGUCAUUGCCAGGUUUGUAUCUCUUGCUUAUUUUAAUCAUGUGGUAUGUGGUUCUUCAGUUUAUUUUAAGGUCAUAAGAUCUUAUUCUUGUCUGAUUUAUAUAAACAGGUAUAAUAAUGAUUGAUAUGGCAUUUAGUAGCAAUUAAAUUACAUUAAUUCAGGCCAAAUAAAAGGGGAAUUCCACUGGCUUUAAAGAGUUAUAUUAAUAAAUCAAAGCACCACAUACCCAUUGGAUGUUUGUAUGAAGUGAAAUCCAAAUCCAGAUGAGCAUGGUUUGAUUUUGAAAACCAAAAUAAAUUCUUUGUCCAGCAUCUACAGUUAGACAUUCCUGACUCUUA